CACGGCACUCUCCGGAAGCGUUUCCAACUUUCCAGAAGUUUCUUAGGACCGGCAGGAGGGGGUGGGGACAGCCAUAUAUAGAUCCGGAGCCCGGGGCAGUGAGUUGAGUAGAGCCUGUCCGAGACGAGUGUCCCGUCGGUCCCGGAGCAGCCCAGCCCGGCCCAGAAUGAAAAAGGCAGGCAGUGAUCUCCCUCUGAGGCAGUUUCAAGGUCCUCUGUGGUGCACACAGCUCACCUCUCAGCCAUGCGCUCUCUCCUUCUGGCCGCUUUCUGCCUCUUGGCUGUGGCCCUGGCAGCCGAGGUGAAGAAGCCUGUAGAGGCCGCAGCCCCUGGUACUGCGGAGAAGCUGAGUUCCAAGGCGACCACACUGGCAGAGCGCAGCACAGGCCUGGCCUUCAGCUUGUAUCAGGCUAUGGCCAAAGACCAGGCGGUGGAGAACAUCCUCCUGUCACCCUUGGUGGUGGCCUCAUCCCUGGGUCUUGUGUCUCUGGGUGGUAAAGCCACCACCGCAUCACAGGCCAAGGCCGUGCUGAGCGCUGAGAAGCUGCGGGAUGAAGAGGUGCACACGGGGCUGGGUGAGCUGCUGCGCUCCCUCAGUAACUCCACCGCUCGCAAUGUGACCUGGAAACUGGGCAGUCGCCUGUACGGGCCCAGCUCGGUGAACUUCGCCGAGGACUUCGUGCACAGCAGCAAGCAGCACUACAACUGUGAGCACUCCAAGAUCAACUUCCGGGACAAGCGCAGCGCCCUGCAGUCCAUCAACGAGUGGGCCUCGCAGACCACCGAUGGCAAGCUGCCCGAGGUCACCAAGGACGUGGAGCGCACGGACGGGGCACUGCUCGUUAACGCCAUGUUCUUUAAGCCACACUGGGACGAGAAAUUUCAUCACAAGAUGGUAGACAACCGUGGCUUCAUGGUGACUCGCUCCUAUACUGUGGGUGUUACAAUGAUGCACCGGACAGGCCUCUACAACUACUAUGAUGACGAGAAGGAGAAGCUGCAGAUCUUGGAGAUGCCCCUGGCCCACAAGCUGUCCAGCCUCAUCAUCCUCAUGCCCCACCACGUGGAGCCUCUCGAGCGCCUGGAGAAACUGCUGACCAAAGAGCAGCUGAAGGCCUGGAUGGGAAAGAUGCAGAAGAAGGCUGUGGCCAUCUCCCUCCCCAAGGGAGUGGUGGAGGUGACCCAUGACCUGCAGAAACAUCUGGCUGGACUGGGUCUGACGGAGGCCAUUGAUAAGAACAAGGCUGACUUAUCGCGUAUGUCUGGCAAGAAGGACCUGUACCUGGCCAGUGUGUUCCAUGCCACCGCCUUCGAGUGGGACACAGACGGCAACCCCUUUGACCAAGACAUCUACGGGCGUGAGGAGCUGCGCAGCCCCAAGCUGUUCUACGCCGACCACCCCUUCAUCUUCCUGGUGCGAGACAAUCAGAGCGGCUCCUUGCUGUUCAUUGGGCGCCUGGUCCGGCCCAAGGGAGACAAGAUGCGAGAUGAGUUGUAGGGUCCCAGAGUGAGCAUGGCAUGGCAGGAAGUGGCCAAAGGUUCCUGAGACACAUGGGUGCUAUUGUCGGGGGAGGGAGGGUUACCAAC
This is a messenger RNA of Peromyscus eremicus (cactus mouse), 1586 nucleotides long. It is a transcript of the gene Serpinh1, whose product is annotated as serpin family H member 1. The transcript is spliced from 6 exons. The record is from RefSeq and is a predicted model, not a curated record. Gene Ontology annotation, cellular component: endoplasmic reticulum. NCBI's taxonomy places the organism in Eukaryota, Metazoa, Chordata, Mammalia, Rodentia, Cricetidae. Bases 244 to 1497 code for a protein of 417 amino acids. Gene Ontology annotation, biological process: negative regulation of endopeptidase activity; collagen fibril organization. Gene Ontology annotation, molecular function: serine-type endopeptidase inhibitor activity; collagen binding.